Messenger RNA from Rattus norvegicus (Norway rat), 1447 nucleotides. Its product is annotated as Y-linked testis-specific protein 1-like. Gene Ontology annotation, biological process: gamete generation. NCBI's taxonomy places the organism in Eukaryota, Metazoa, Chordata, Mammalia, Rodentia, Muridae. The record is from RefSeq and is a predicted model, not a curated record.
UGACAGAGGCAACAGCAUUGUGUCUGGUUUAAGCAGGCGAGCUCCUCAAACCCAGGCCAUGGGCAAGUAUGAAGCCUGAACACAGAACGAUACUCACAAGACAGUUGACCAGGAUGUCGUGGCCUACCACACUAGGUCUAAAGCCAAGAAGAAGAGGAUGUCUCUGAGGAGGAUGAGCACACCAUCCUUCCAGAAGUGGAGGAGGAGGAGGCCUUCUUCCCAGGCCCUGGGGAACAUUGUGGGCUGCAGAAUUUCUCACAGAUGGAAGGAAGGUGAUGAGCCCGUCACCCAAUGGAAGGCCAUCGUUCUAGACCAACUGCCAACAAAUCCCUCUCUCUAUCUGGUGAAGUAUGACGGAAUUGACUGUGUCUAUGGACUGGAACUUCACAGCGAUGAGAGGAUUUUAAAGCUUAAGGUCUUGCCUCACAAAGUAGUGUUUCCUCAAGUGAAAGACGCCCAUCUCGCAAGUGCCAUGGUUGGCCGAGCUGUGGAGCAUAAAUUUGAGGGCAAACAUGGCUCUAAGUACAACUGGAGGGGGGUGGUCCUAGCCCAGGUGCCGAUCAUGAAAGACUGGUUUUACAUCACCUACGAGAAAGAUCCAGCUUUUUACAUCCACGAGCUCCUGGAUGAUUACACAGAAGGUAACCUCCGUAUCAUUCCAGAGAUUCCCCCAGCAGAGGUGAAGUCAGACGUUGACAGCGACAUCUUAACAGGUCAAUGUGUGCAGUUCACCAGAGACAACGGGUCCAAAAAGAUCGGCAAAGUCAUUUACCAAGUCCCAGCUAAGCCUUCCAUGUACUUCAUCAAGUUUGAUGGCGACGUCCACAUCCACGUCUAUAAUCUGAUGGAAAAGAUCUGUUAAGAUACCCACGGGCCUUUGACAACCCCAGUAUCUUUUUCAGUGGAAUUUGUUUUUGCUCUAAAAAUUAAAAUGUGCGAUGUGACGUGUUGUGUGUGAACACUUUGGUGGAGGAGACGGGCUGUGGUGGACGGAACAUGGAGAGGAAGCCGGAAAGGUCAAGGCUGUGAACAACGAGCUCUUGAUACAUUGGUCAUCUCUCCAGGCCCCUAAAGUCAUCUUUUCAAAUUCAUCCAACCUUCACAUGUAGAGAAGAGACCAGUAUGAAGAUGACCACAAAGAGCUCCUGCACUGGCUUGUCUUGCCUGGAUCUCCUUCGACUGGAUGGCUUCCUACACACCUGUGGGCCCUUUUACUGUAACUAGCCCCAGGAAGUUCCCGUCUUUUACUCACAUGAAAGCUUAUCAUCAGCAAACUUCUGAUGGUGCCUCCAAUGCAGAGGUGCUGAGCUCUUUCCUAUGCUAUUUGCCGUGACUUUAAAAUGCUUUGCGGUUCCUGACCAUGUAGCUCUCUCCUCCUGAGAAGCCCCUGUGCACCCCAUGGGGUCUCCCUGAGCCACAUCUACACUCCAAGAGUGUCUUUGGAGAC